CCUUUAAAUGGUGAAAUCAAAUCUUUAUUCACUUAGAUGUCUCAAUAAACAGUUGCAUGACUGGUCGAGUCUGGACAAAGAAUGAGUGGAUCUGUCAGGACUGAUCACCGAAACAUUCCCAUAUUUCCAUUGUUGGAAAAGGAAGAUGUUUCAGCAGCUUCAGGAAAUCAGGUUUUGACUGCCGGUUGCCUUCAACUCCACCCUUCACACAAACUGGUUGCUAAUGAAAUAGUUUUGAAGAAAAGAGUGUUAUUUCCUUACCUACAACUUUUUCAUUGAAAGUUUCACUUCCCACACAGAAGAAAAAAGUGUGUAUUUCACACUGCUAAUAAUUUCCUCUCAAUCUGGCCAGGUAGUAAAGAGAAAAUUACAGUUGUUUACUUUGAUUAAACCUUUGGAGGAAGAAAUUAGCAGCUGUUCAAGGAGAUCUGCAGAGAAGAGAUCUGAAGUUGGAGAAUUAUCUUUUUUUUUUUCUUGUAAAGGAAGAGAAGAAAGAGACAAUCCAUGUUGGUCUCUUUUCAGUGGCUCAGGGUCACAACAAUAAGGUCUGUUUCUAUGAACACUGAAGGCAAUUGAACAGCUACUGGUGGCUUAAGUGAAGCUGAGAAAAGAACCCUGCAGAUUCUCUACUUUUUCUUAUCUCAGGCCCUUUUGCUCAGGCACUCGAGGCAAACGAAGCUACGGAGGUCAAAAUGCUGGCCGUGAGGAAGCGGAGCCUCAAAAUGUUUACGCUAGCCUUACUUUUCAUUGUCACUAUCACAUCGUUCUUGCUCAACUACACACACAGUGCAGUCGCAGUCACCUGGGACCCCAAGCAAAUCGUCUACCAGUUUUCAGAGCAGUUUAAAAAACUGAUGAAAUACUCAAGGAGGCCGUGUGGCUGCAACACAUGUGUUUCUGAACAAGGGGUUUCGCUUUGGUUCGACGAGAGGUUUAACCAAACUAUGCAGCCUUUCUUGACCACACGGAAUGCCUUCGUGCCUGAAGAUAGCUACAAGUGGUGGCUGAAACUACAAGGAGAAAGAAGUCCAAAGGGGAUUAAUGAGACCAUCCAGGAGCUGUUUGAGAUUAUUCCUGGAGACAGGGAUCAGCUUUUGGAGAGAAGCAAUUCACGGUGCAGGAGAUGUGCAGUAGUGGGGAAUUCAGGCAACCUUAAGCAGUCACAGUAUGGCCAAGAUAUCAACAGCCAUGACUUUGUGUUUAGAAUGAACAAAGCCCCAACAGUUGGCUUUGAGUCGGACGUUGGCUGCAAAACCACUCACCAUUUUGUGUACCCAGAGAGCUACAGAGAGCUGGGGGAGAAUGUCAGCAUGGUCCUCAUCCCUUUCAAGACCCUGGAUCUGCGCUGGGUCAUCAGUGCCCUCACCACGGGCACCAUCAACCACACAUACAUUCCAGUUCCCCGUAAAAUUAAAGUCAACAAAGACAAGAUCUUGGUUUAUCAUCCUGUCUUCAUAAAAUACGUUUAUGACAACUGGCUGCAACAUCAUGGGAGAUACCCCUCAACAGGUUUCCUGUCUGUUAUAUUUGCUCUGCAUGUCUGUGAUGAGGUGGAUCUCUAUGGCUUUGGGGCAGAUAGCAAAGGGAACUGGCACCACUACUGGGAGAACAACCCAUCUGCUGGGGCUUUCCGGCAGACAGGCGUCCAUGACGGUGAUUUUGAAUCCAACAUAACAUUGACUCUUGCCUCAAUUGACAAAAUACGCUUCUUCAAGGGCAGAUGACCCUGGUUACAGGGAGAAUGGUGAUCUCCAGCUGCAGGGGUUAUGGAUACAUUUAUAAAAAAGAAAAUAUAGGAAGUCUCAAAGAGGAUUGUGUCUCCCACCACCUCAGCUGACAAAGCCACAAUGAACUGUUGGUUGGUGUUAGCAAGCAGCAUUGAUCAACACUAUGUAUUGGCUUCCAUUUCCUUAUUGGUAUUUGAAAGACAUGGAAGAAACCUUUAAAAGGUGCUGAGAAAAAGACUUCCUGCCUUCAUGAGACUCCCUUUGCAAGGUGUCUAAGUCCUGAAACCUCAUCAUGGGCACGUUAAAAAGAAAGUGAUCCCCCUCUCUCCAAUUUCUGAAUACAUAUCUCAAGCUUUCUCUGAGGAAAAACACAACAGAAGAUAUGCACAUAAAAACAACAAGCAGCUUGCGGGAUUUCCCUCUAGUGGAGGUGAGACACCCUCUUGAUUCCAAGAUUACCUCAAAGAAGCUUAUUCUGUUCUUGAUCUUUCCUUUGGAGCAUCCAUUCAAAGCUUACCAGUUCACAUCCUGUAUUUUGAACAGCUAUAACUUUGUCUCCUGUGGGCAACCUUGGUUCCAGCCUGCACUUACCACCAUCAGGGGUAUUUGAAUGAAACUCUUCCAUUUCCAGAUAUUAUUUUUGUGAGAAGCAUAGUAAUAGUCCUCAUAGCCAUAAGAAAGAAGGAAAGGUGGGAGAGAUUAUAAAGGAAGAUGUUGGAAUAAACUAGUCACUAUUGUUUACUUCUUCUUAAAAAAUGUCCUUUGAGCUGCUACUCAACUCUGAACUCUCUUUCAAUGCUGAGUAUUUGACUGAAAUAUUUUUAUAUCUCUCUCUGCAUACCUACCUACCUACCUACAUAAGCACCUAUAUACAUACACAUCUGUCAUUGACACGUGCCUUUAUAAAACACUUGUAAAAUGAGAGUUACUUGUCUGUUUAGCUCCAUCAAAAACUGAAAUCUCUCGCUUAAAACCUUUUGAAUGAAAAUACAUGAUCAAAGCUCAAGUCCACUUGAUUUAUACUUUUGUUUUGACUCCUUUCUUCUCUUGGCUUGAAAUGUCCAAACACCACAGCAUGUGGUGAGGAAUAUUUGUGAUUUAUUUUGGCAGCGAUAAAUAUUUUUGCCUUAUUUUAAAAAAAAAAUUAAAAAAAAUCAAAAAGAAGAUUUCUCCCAUACCUAUAUUUUUAAUAACUGUGGUUGAUGAUUCCUUCAGAAAAGCAGGGUUCCCACUAUGGUAUGUGAACUGAGUGGUUCAUAAAAACAGGCAAUACAUGUUGCAUCAUAUUUCAAGAAAGAUGUUCAUAGCAAGCAAAUGUUCAUCUUGGGGAGAAAAAUCUCUCUGAACAUAAUGGGACUUACUUCUGAGUAGACAUGUUAUCAGAAUGCAUUGUGAAACUUAAGAAUAAAAUGAAGAAAAGAUAAUCAACAAGUGUCCAAGGUGCAACGGCCUUUGGAAAGUGGUUUGGCUUCAAAAGGAUGUCAUCUGACACAAUAUUCUGGAAAAUAUGGUCUUGAGGAGAAUAAAGAGGGAUAAAACAAUCAUUGAGAAGGUUGUAUCAGAGGAAUGAAUCUUAGUGAUGUUAACAACAUGGCUUCAUAACAGCUUUAAGAAAAUGAAGAUGGAUUAAACAACUUUAAAGUUACCUUAUAUUACAAGACAUGGGACCUGUUGACUUGAGGAGAAAGGGACAGUGUCAGAUUGGACUGCUUUUUGAGACACAUUUUAUCGAAAAUCUAGAUGGUUGAGGUCCAGACACAACAUCAUCAUCACCAUUAGAGAAAUCUUUGCAUAAGAUUUCUUUUGAGAAAUGUGUUCCCAUAAUUUUUCUCCCAAGGACCAAACUACACAGUACAAGAAAUCCAUUUUCUUCUUCUGGGUGUUGUUACUUUUUAAAGCUUAAACAAAUUAUUGAUCAAUUGGACAUUGAAUUAGGAGGCCCCACUUCAAACCAGGUGCUUUGUGUUCAAUCCUAGCUGUGCAUUUGCCUGGCGCGCUUCCUCGGCAUCAUGAAAUCGGUGGCUCCCUCUAGCGUUACUGAAUCAUUCAGGAGAAUGAAUUUCCUCUUAAUGCAAAGUUUCCGUUAAGAGGAAAUUCACUCUCCCUGAACAAUUCCAAGAUCCUAGAGGGAGCUAAUGAUUCCAUAAUGCUAAGGAAACCCACCAGGUAUUCAUACAUGCGUUUUUCUCCAAUGAUCCAGGGAUGAUUGACAGAUGGUAAGCCCUAGUGUGAUCAUAUUUUGCAGUAGCACAUCCAUCAAUGAUUAUUAUAUUAUGUGAAGAUGUACUUAAGUGAAGACUUACUCUUGUAUGCCCAUGUUGUACAGUGCAUCAUUGUUACUGAAUAGCUUGGAAAGUUAUGCAGGAUGGAAGGUUUUCUCCAAAUCAUGCAUAAUGAACCCUCUCCACCUCUUUUCCCCUCCAGAUUAAAAAUUCAACAGGUGAAGAAUCAUUUCUCUUCUGAACUCCAUAUCCAUGCCCUCCAAAGAUUUGUCUUCUGAAAUUCUGCUGCCCAAGCAGCUGUUAAAGAUAGGGGAGUCCUGAUAAGGGGGAAUUUGGAGAAACCAGAGCUGAUUUUCAUGCAAAGUGAGCUGUUUGCUUUUUCCAAAGAGCAGUUUCUUCUGCCAACACUGCUUUUCUUUAUUAUUUAAACUCCUGUGAGUUUUUAGAAACCACUAGAAAUGAAGCCUCCAGUGGAGGCUACGUUUACCAACAUUUAACUAAUCUUGCUCUUAUUUAUUUUUGUUUUGUU
Molecule: messenger RNA, 4478 nt
Organism: Sceloporus undulatus (fence lizard)
Lineage: Eukaryota; Metazoa; Chordata; Lepidosauria; Squamata; Phrynosomatidae
Gene: ST3GAL1
Product: ST3 beta-galactoside alpha-2,3-sialyltransferase 1
Exons: 7
Coding region: 693-1724 (343 amino acids)
Molecular function (GO): beta-galactoside (CMP) alpha-2,3-sialyltransferase activity
Source: RefSeq, a predicted model, not a curated record